CAGACACAACAGUGGGGCAAAAUGGACGAUAAGUUAAUAUUGGCUGUAUUUAAUUAUCCAGAGCUUUACAAUGUCACUUUGCCGAAUUACCGCUGCACAGAAAGUCGGGCAAAUGCCUGGAAAAACAUCAGUAGCGUACUGGGUCUCCCAUCCGAGGAGUGUAAAAGAAAAUGGAAGAACAUGAGAGACAGGUACUUGAAGGAAGUCCGAAUGGAGAUCAAAAGCAAGAAGCAAGGAGAGAUUAUCCAGAGUAGGUGGAAAUACAGACGACUCAUGAAUUUUAUUGCACCCUUCACUGGCUCCAGAAGUGGAGUGGCAGACAUGUGUGGCAACAAUGACGAUGACCACGACAAUCCUGACGAGUCUGGCAGCGUGGAGGGAGAAAACGCAUCGUCAGAGUCGGUCAAGACGGCCCAGUCCAUCGUGAAGGUCCCUGUGAGUCAGCCUGACCUCAAACCCCAGGUGACUUUUGUGACGCAGCUCCCUCCAUUGUCCCAAGACACACAGAUGGCCCAGCUGGCUGUUCUGGCUAAAAUGCCAUCAGGCCCACAGAUCGCCCCCAGCAGCAAAACCGGACGGAAACGGCGCCUAAUGCAAGAGUCUCAUUCACUGUCUUCCUCUCAAAGUGCAUCAUCCCCUACAAAAUGGCUGGUCAAAGACAAUGGCACCUCAGUUCCCAACAGGCCACGGGAUGAGGAUGAACUGUUCCUGCUGAGCUUUGUGCCCGCUCUGAAGCGGCUUGCUCCACAGAAAAGGUGUGAGACAAAAAUAAAGAUCCAGCAGAUUAUGUAUGAAGCAGAGUUCAACAUUGCACAGCCAGAAUCUCAAGAGAAACAGACGGAACCAGAAACGCAGGACUAGGCCCAAGCCGACUUUUUCUUUUACUCUUUGUUCUGUUUUCUAAAAACCUCUUCCACAAAAUGACAGAGAUAUCUAUUUUUGCAGCACAAAGUGGUUGAGUUUGAAGUACAUCCCGUUUUCAUACAAAAUAAUCAACAAUGACAAAAGACCUCACUCUACUUUUAAACACAUCUCAGUAUUGAGUAAACUGUUGAAUUUUUCCACACCAUUCUGGUUUGGUGUGUCUUGAUUUGCAUAUGUAUUGAUAGAUGAGUAAAGCUUAUGGCCCCAGUAGAUUGACACUUUAAUAAAACGACAGACAUACUUUGGUUAACAUCUUUUAUUUACAUAGUUUUACUGUCAAUAGAGUGAAUUCACAUUUAGAAAUGAUCAAUCAACCAAUCUUCAUUUCAAGUCUGUAAUAAUCUACAGUAUUUUACAUUUAAUUACAGUGAGAGAAAACUGAGUGAAAGAAAAUUUGGAGAGGAACACUGUUUGAUAAAUUAAUCUUUCAACUGUUUACAUGCAUCAACACAUCUCUUUUAAAUCUCAUCUAAAAUAAAGAGGAAAUGUCUGAUAUUGCUUUGAUUCCACAAAAUGUGUAUGAUUUUGUUAAAUUUUGCAGAUGAGAUGCACACUUCAUAAGAGCGGGUACAGCGGGAUAAAAGCAAUAAACAACAUUCUUAGUACAUCAGUGAACAGAGAAACAACAUGGAGGAGGCAC
Messenger RNA from Chelmon rostratus (copperband butterflyfish), 1564 nucleotides. RefSeq names its product transcription factor Adf-1-like. Gene Ontology annotation, cellular component: transcription regulator complex; nucleus. Lineage: Eukaryota; Metazoa; Chordata; Actinopteri; Chaetodontiformes; Chaetodontidae. The transcript has 2 exons. The record is from RefSeq and is a predicted model, not a curated record. The coding region runs from base 22 to 861 and encodes 279 amino acids. Gene Ontology annotation, biological process: regulation of transcription by RNA polymerase II. Gene Ontology annotation, molecular function: DNA binding.